Cataglyphis hispanica is the source of this 4404-nucleotide messenger RNA. Its product is annotated as zwei Ig domain protein zig-8-like. Gene Ontology annotation, cellular component: neuron projection membrane. The record is from RefSeq and is a predicted model, not a curated record. Bases 1464 to 2330 code for a protein of 288 amino acids. The transcript has 7 exons. NCBI's taxonomy places the organism in Eukaryota, Metazoa, Arthropoda, Insecta, Hymenoptera, Formicidae. Gene Ontology annotation, biological process: synapse organization.
UCCUACAAGCGCGGGUAUACACACACAUACACGCAUAUAUAUAUAUAUAUAUAUAUAUACACAUAUAUAUAUACACACGUAGGCAUACAUCACAGAUGUAUCCACAUGCGCGCGCGCGCAAUCCUGCGUGUGGAUACCCUCGCCGGGCGAAUCCUUUCAGUGAACGGCGGGACUGGUCGCGACUAUGAGCGAAUCGCGGCCGCGAUGAUUACUAUCACUUCAUCGACGAUAAGCGGUAAUUGAACGCGAGUGCCCCAAAGUUCGCGCGAGUGUCAGCCGCCGGAAUACUGGCGGAUGUCGAGAGUGACACGUUCGAGAGUGACGAUUCGACUAAUUAGUCGCGAGUCAAGUGUGCCGCGAAAUACGUGAACGAGAGGAAGAGAGAGAGAUAUAUAUAUGUACGUAUCGACGAAUAUUCGCGAAACUGUCAUAAAGCGGUGACAGUGCGGAGACAACAGUGGUAAACAGGAUCGUAACGCGGACAGGUAGUAGUGAAAGACAGUCGCGGGUGACAAGUGACAGAUCGUAACGAGGGGGUGGCAGAAGCGGAGGACAGUAGCGGCAAACGCGGACACCGUGCUCGAGCUCGGGGAUAGAGACUCGCGGUGGCUCGACCGGUUGACAGAGGGUUUCGGUGGAUCAGCUGAUACCGCGAUCCACCGCGAUAUAAACGCGACGAUGGAUCAACGUGGCGUGUAUCUACCCUCCUACGUGCGGCAUGUAUCGCCACAACGGCAAUCAUGCGAGCACGCUUAAUCUACGCAUAUACGCAUUAUCGUCGCGGUUCACCACCGAUGAGGAUUCAAUUAAACCUCCCGCGAGGAAGGUCAAGUAGCGUCAUGCGAGCGACCUAUACGGAGCUACAGGAGGCCCGAGAGUUUUAAUUAAAACUCGCCCGCGGGAUUCUCAUUAUCGCGCCUCGUAUUCGGGAUUAAUUAGCCUCGGAAAAGGGAAGGAAAGAGAGAGAUAGAAAGAAAGAGAGAGAGAGAGAGAGAGCGAUAGCGACCGGGGUGAAAGGGUGAUAUAGGAGGACGUGAUUUUCCCGGUGGCGCUCGUAUAUCGUGCUCGUAAUAUCGUACGACAAGUUUUGUGCGACGCGCCGCGAGCUCCUCGGGCUCGCUCUCGUCGCUCUCUCAUGGACGAGCCUCUUCUCCGGUCGCGCCGCGGCUGGUUUGCGGCUUACAAUUAGUGAUUGCGACGGUUUUUAUAACAGCAGUGCGCGCUUUCGCGGCCGUGCCGAGUGCUCUGAUCGCCGCGAGGAUUUCUGCGUGAGAAGAUAUAAGUAGUCGUUUGCAGGGACAGACGAGAAAAGCGAGAGACAGACACGUUAUAAAUUCUUGACUCGCUCUUCCGGCGAUGAUGUCGAAGUGAAACGAUUUUCGGUAAUUAGCGAUAGAGCCCGUUCUAACGCACGCAAGGCGCAAAUAUUAUGUGAGGAGAAAGUCGCGACGAGGGAAACGAAGAUGUCCGUCGUCAGCAUCGUCGCAUGGCUGCUCGGUGCCGUCGCUUUGGCUGCGAUUAAUAAUGAAGUGCACUGUCACAAUAUGCCGCAAAGCGGUAACGGCAAGAAUGGCGACACGUUCAACCAGAAUGCUCUGGAGGAGACUGUACGGUCGACGGGGCCGUACUUUGACAAAUCAGUCUCGACGAACGUGACCGCGCUCUUAGGAAAGACCACGUACCUCAAUUGCCGUGUCAAAAACUUGGGCAACAAAACGAUGACGCUACAAGUAUCGUGGGUCCGGCACAGAGACGUCCAUUUGCUUACAAUUGGCCGUUACACGUACACGAACGACCAACGAUUUCGCGCGAUCCACGUCGCCCAUUCGGACGACUGGAUGCUCCAGAUAAAAUAUCCGCAGCAUCGGGACAGCGGUAUUUACGAGUGCCAGGUCUCCACGACGCCCCACAUGAGUCGUCUAGUCCAUUUAAAUGUAGUCGAGCCAAAAACCGAGAUACUGGGUGCGCCGGAUCUGUUCAUCAAUCGAGGUAGCACCAUCAAUCUCACAUGCGUCAUCUUACAGAGUCCAGAGCCGCCCGCUUACAUUUUCUGGAAUCACAACGAUGCGAUAAUCAGCUACGACUCGAACAGAGGCGGCGUCUCCGUGGUCACAGAGAAGGGUGACAGCACGACGAGUUUCCUCCUGGUUCAAGAGGCGAAGCCGUCGGACUCGGGACGGUACACUUGUAACCCCAGUAAUGCUCAACCGAAAUCGAUCACCGUACACGUACUCAACGGAGAGUAUCCCGCGGCAAUGCAGCACGGCGGUCAGGCCAAGCAACCGAGGCUGUACUCUCUUCUACUCUGCCUGUGUCUGUUACUUUACUAAUUGCUCCAUUCCAUCGCGCAUUUUCGAAGGAAGAAGUCGGAGAGCACUUUAGAGCGAAUGGGAAUGUGUGUGAGUACGCAUGUGUGUGUGUGUGCGCAUUUGUGUGCGUGAAUAUAUGCUGUGUAAGAGAAGAAAGAGAGAGAGAGAGAGAGAAAGAGAGGUAUCUUCGUCACACGGGUCGCGUGAAAAUUGCCCAAGUGUCACGAAUGCCAUGGCGGGAUAGGAUGGUGCGACCGACGAGGAUGCUUUUGACUGUGCACCGGAACGAUGACUCUUUCGGAACGACGACAACGCGCCCGGAAGGAACGGUGCGACCGAGCAUUGCGACGGCGCUUUUAACAGCGGCUUCGCAUAGGCCAUGCGACGAUCCGGGAUCGCGGAUAUAUACAUGAUACGAUAAUAAUACAUGUAAGAGAGCACGCGCACAAAUGUGUCACGAUUACGAAACCGUAACACACAAGCGCCGACGUACAGUCGAUUUCAAUAACGAUGGACGCUGCUUAUUCGCGAAUGAGCUCAUACAAUUUCACGUUACAGAGAAAAAGAGAGUACGUUUAUUCGACGAAUAAGCCGCAAUUCAACGUUGAUGAAAUUGCACAAAGGGCAGUUAAAAUACGCAAACGAGAGAAUAUGAUGUCCGGGAUAUCGCGCAGAAAUCGCGGACGUUUUUAGUUCUCAUUUAAAUAUUCUGACCUUUCAUUUAAAUAAUCGAGCUUUAAAUAAAAAUCCUCUCUAAAUAAAAGUCCUCGAUGCAAAACAUGACUUUCCCGAUUCAUUUGCAUUUCAUCGAAGAUCUUUGAAUUUCAAUUUUUCGCAAUUCAGAAAGACUCUCGAAACAAUCGACUCUCCUCUCUCCAAGUGCGACGACAAAUACCUCCGGCUCGAGAAAAAAAGUGGAUCUUCCGGGGAUGUGUACACACACACACACACACACACACACACACACACAUACACACAAAGAUCGAAGCGGGUUGAAAAGGAACAACGAGAAGGUACGCGAGUGCUUGGCUUUCUCCGCGAUUAAUUCGGACAGACUCGAGGAGUGUCUGCCGAUUCACUUUCCGGUCGGCGAGGCUCAACAGCGACGACUGCAUCGAGGAAGAAGAAGAACGUAUGCGUUGCCAUGCAACCGCGACUUUGACCGGUAUACGCUUCGGAAUCCGCGCAACUGGAUGACCAUCAACGAUCGACACAACGACCGAUGUGUAUACCGCUAUAUAUUCUUUCACGACCGUGCACACAAGAGCCUUUUGUGCGAUCCUCGCAAUUCUCAUGUUCCAAUAUUGACACCGCCGCACUUCCGGCGACGAGCGAGCGGUAAAAUCUCGAGUCUCUAUCACCGCGAUCGGCGGGUAUUGCGGAAGCGAUUAUCGCGUAAUCGAAUCGCACGCGUCUCUCGACAUUCUUUUCUCUUGUUCCUUUUAAUGUUUCGGAUAGCACGUCCUCCACGGCAUCUCUCGUAUCAAUCGACGCUAAAAGUUUCACACGUUUCUCGAUCGAAAUCGGUAAAUAGCGUGAAUUUUUAUUUUAUUAUUGUUUACCUUGUAUUUCGAUUAUAAGCGAUCGUGCUUCUUCACACUCGCGGAACGCCAUCAACGUUUAUUUAAAACGAUGUAAUUAACUUAUGCGAAACACUAGUCGGAUAUUGUGAAAUUCAACAGCAAUUAACGCUUCUGUACCGACAGUUGUCAUCAAGAGAUGCAGAGACAAAGCGAGAUUCGCGCAGUGCAUGACAUGAUAUUUGCAUUAAAUCCAAUCGCGCGCGUUAUCUCCGAUGCGUUGUAAAAGUUCAAGGGGAAACAGAAUUUUUUACAUUACAAAGCAAGAGAAUAUUUAUACAGAGAGAAUGGCGUAAAGAAAUUUUCUUCGACAAAUUUUUUAAUAUUAAUAGAAUUAUAUAAUCCAGAGUAAUAUUUCUAAAGCAAUGUAAAAUUCAUUGUACCAUUCGCGCAAGAUUUCAAGACACAUUUGACUGAUAUCUCUGUCAUAAAGCAAAUUAAAUUUCGUAAACGCACGAGAGACUUCUUUCUGUGUUGGAAUUAAUAAAAAUAUCUUAUUAAAAAAGCAGCAUAUA